Adineta steineri is the source of this 2571-nucleotide messenger RNA. The record is from the annotation of a GenBank genome assembly. Lineage: Eukaryota; Metazoa; Rotifera; Eurotatoria; Adinetida; Adinetidae.
AUGCUUAUUCUAGUUGCAAUCUCUGUUAUUUUUAUUAAUACAUUUGUUCUUACAAGACGAGAUCAAUCUACAGAUCAACCACAUGAAAAUUCACAUAAAGUUGAAUUAGUUCAUAAUCAAAAUCAUACAAUAAAACCUCUUAAACCCGAUCAAAUUGAACCACAACGAAUUCAAAGACCUGCUGCACCUGAUGCUGGAUGUGAGAUUGAUGAAAAAUGUUCAGAUGAUGCUAUUCCAUAUAAAGUUGUUUCAGGUGAUGGAAUAGAAAAAUAUCCGAUUAUAUGUUUUAAUAACAAAUUACUAUUACAUAAAAAUUUAAAAGAUGCAAAAAUUGGUCGUGGUGUUAAUUUAGUCGCAUUCGAUGGUAAAACAUAUGAUGUUAAAUUAACAGAAACAUUUGAUACAUAUCUUGAAGAAACAUUUUUUUUACGAACUCUUAAAUUAAAUUUAAAUGAUGGUGAUAUUAUUAUUCUUGCCAGUUUUGAUGAAAUGACAUAUGGAUUAAAAGAAGCAUCAUUAUCAAUCUUAGAAAAAUAUGGUAGUCAGUUAAUAAAAAUUAUUAAAUUUCGUGAUUCCUUUGUUAUGAUUGGACAAAAAGGACUUGCACGUGGAAAAGCCAUUGAAACACAUCAACCAAAAAGUAAUCGUGAUUUUGCUACUGCUGCACAUAUAAGUGGUUGUGCGAAAUUUCCUUUGGGUCAAAUAACAGCAUUAUCAUUUCCAAGUUCAGAAAUUAAUAAAGAAGGAAAAAUAGCUGUUGGUACAUCAAUAAAAAAUUGUGGUUUAGUCGAAAUGUGUAAAGAAAAUGAAUUUGCUGUACAUGUUUAUACUGGAAAAGAUAAAGAUGAUGAACCAAAAAUAUGUGUAGAUGGUAAAUAUGUUAUGGCAAAAGGUAUUAAUGAUGCUGGACGUGGUAUAAAUAUUGUUGUUGUUUCCAAUGGAAAAGAAGUUAUUCGUACAGGUCAUUUUGAUACAUGGCAAGAAGAUAGUACAAAUUUAGAAAUCUUUCUUGAAAAUCUUGAAGAUAAUGUUAUCCUUAUUGCAGUUACAUUUGAUGAAGCAUCAACAAACUUACGAAAUUUCACUCGAACUGUACUACAAGGUAUUGGCAGUCAGAAAAUAGGUUCACUCACUUUUCGUGAUUCCUGGGCGCUUGUUCAUCAUUUCAAAACGAGCAUCAAUUAUAACUUCGAAGAGCACACUAGAAAUCUUUUUUUUGAUCUUGGCAGUGGAACUAUACAAAAUUUGAAAUACCGCGAUGUUUGGGCACUCGUGGGUCAAAAGGGCAUCAAAGGUUUUAGCCCUUAUGAAGAGAUUUCAUAUGCAGGCAGUGGUAAUGCUUAUGCAACUCCAAUUGACAAACGAAUGUGUAUACCACAAACAUUGAAAGGAAUUAAAAUUCGACCUGACCCAUUACCUUUUCGUAAUGAUAAACGUCGUGAUUUUUGUUCACGUUAUGAUGGUUACGGAGACUUUUGUAGUGAUACCAAUGUAGAUAAAAGCUUAGCAACAGUUUCAUUAUUAAAUAAAACCUUGGAAGACAAUCCAAUUUAUUCGACACCAAUUCUUGUCAUAGCUGGAAUAUCUCAUAAUUCUCUACGUAUGUGUCUAGAAACAUUAUUAAUGCAACCAGGCAUUCUUGUUGAAAAUGUUAUUGUUGCUGUUGAUGAAAAAUUUUCUGAAUCACUUGCAUUAAUUGAUCUAUUUGGAUUUCGAGGUGAAAAAACAUCAAGUAGUUCAACAUAUAUGGAACAUUAUGAAAAAUCGUUGAAUAAAGUUUGGGAACUUCAUCCAAAUAAAGAUAAAGUGAUUGUUAUCGAAGAAGAUCUUAUUUUAUCACCUGAUUUUCUCUAUACACUUGCAUUACUAAGUGAAACAUUUCGAAAAGAUGAUACCAUAGGUGCAAUACAAAUGUGGAAUCCUAAUUCUUAUGAUAAUGUCAAUGGUUCAAUUGAUUUAAUCUAUCGUGUUGAUAAUCUAUUUGGUUUAGGAUAUUUACUGAGACGUUCAUUUUAUGAUAAAAAUAUGAAAAAUUCAUUUAAACAAUGUUGUUCAAAACGAGUUUGGGAUAAAUGGUCAUUUUCAGAUUCAUCAUCAUCAUUUCUUAUGCCAGAUAUUUCACGUGUAUUUCGUCGACCUAUUGAUGGAAAUCGAAUUAAUACGAAAUAUUUAGAAGUAUUAUUCAAUCGUAAACGAAGAACAAGUUUAAAUCCAUUUCCAGCAUUAUCAAAUAUCGAUACACUUCGAAAAGAAAAAUAUGAAGCAAAUUUAAUUAAAAUAAUUAAUUCUGCUACAUUACUUAAAUCAUUAGAAAAAUGUGAUACAAUCAAUAUUAAUAUGCAUAAUUUAAUUCAAAAUCAGAAUAGUUCUGAUACAUUUAAAUUUAUUUAUCAACAAGAAUCGGAAAAUGAUUUUACAACACUUACACCAAUUCUUCCUUGUUUUGGUUUAUUUCCAAUAGAACCACUUGGUCUUUAUCAUGGUAUUCUCCGUUUUACUUCAAAUAAAUAUCAUUUUUAUCUUAUUGGAACUAAAUCGUCUUUAUAUAAAAGUAUUUCAAUUGCUACUUAA